GCCUUGAAAUUUAAGAAGGCCUUUGCUACAAUGGCGGAGGAUGAAGCAAGUCCUUUUUUGGCUUACUUUAAGGAAGUUGAAGAUGAAAAAGAUGAAGAUGGUGUAAUUAUUGUUUGCCAAACCAAGGGGAGGAAAAGGGUUGGACCACCAACGGAAGAAGAUUGGUCCAAGGCGGAGGUUUUUGUCAAGUUUUUACGGGUGUUUUAUGAUGUGACUUUGAGGGUGAGUGCUUCUACACAUCCCACGGUUCAUACCGGCCUCCAUGAUGUCAUAAAAGUGGAGACCGCCAUCAAUAACUUGGAAUCCCGAGCCAACAUGCAAGUGGGUUUACUGUCGGAGCAAUUAUUGAAGGCAAUGGCAUCCGAUAUGAGAUCAAAAUAUGAAAAAUAUUUUGACUCAUACCAUGAAUUGAACCCUCUUAUUGUGAUUGGACUUGUUUUAGAUCCGAGGUUCAAGUUGAGGCAUGUCACACAACUCUUUAGAAAGAAACUUUCCGACAUUGAGGCACAAUUGAAAAAUAAAGAAAUAAAAAAUAUAUUGCGUGCCCUUUAUGAUGAAUAUGUUCCUAAUGUUGAAGGUGGAAAAUACAUGAAGAAAUCGGAAAGUUUACAAUCACAACCUUCUUCUACCUCAUCUAAUGUGGCUAUGACGGAAGAUGAUCUAAUUGAUGAAUGGAUGCAUUUUGUUGAAGAUAGUGAUGAGAAAGUGGUGGGAGAUGAGGUGGAUUCUUAUUUGUUUGAUCCCUUGGUACAAAUUACAAAAGAGGAGUCCACAAAAUAUUUUAACAUUCUCCUAUGGUGGAAGGUGAAUGGUAACAAGUAUCCUAUCUUGGCCGCAAUUGCAAAAGAUAUUCUUGCAAUUCAAGUUUCGACCGUGGCAUCGGAGAGUGCUUUUAGCACCGGUGGUCGAGUGAUUUCGGAUUUUAGGAGUUCUUUAACUCCUAAAUCGGUGGAGGCCUUGAUAUGCAUGCAAAAUUGGUUGAGGGGUGAUAAUAUUAUUACUUUGGAGGAUGAUGCACCUUCAAUUGACCACAUUGAGUUCUAUGAAAGUAUUGAAUCCGAGUUGGCCAAAUCGACUUCAAGCAUUGCCUCUCUUACUCUUGAUCAAGAACCACAACAAGCUCCAAAGCAAUCUGAAGGUUCUAAUUCACAAGAGCCUCCCCUUAUGCGUUUACAAAGUGCAAGGUCUUCACAAGCUCAAAGGCCUCCUAAACCUUCAAAGAAUAAGUGUCCAAAAGGAAAAGGAAAGGUAAAGGUUUGAAACUUGAACGAUGCAAAGUAAGUUGAAAACCAAGAUUUUGUUGAAUUUCAUGAACCAUUUAUUUUUUUGGUUGUAUUAAUGCCAUAAGGCAUUUGACAUUGAACUUUGUUUGAAACUUUGAAGUUUGAACUUUAGUUGUAUUAUGGCAAACUUAACUUUUCAAUUGGGUUGUAGUAAACUAUUGUGAUUGAUUGGUGAUCAAGUUGAAUUUUAGUAGAUGUGAAUUAUGUGA
Molecule: messenger RNA, 1492 nt
Organism: Malus domestica (apple)
Lineage: Eukaryota; Viridiplantae; Streptophyta; Magnoliopsida; Rosales; Rosaceae
Product: zinc finger BED domain-containing protein RICESLEEPER 2-like
Molecular function (GO): protein dimerization activity; DNA binding
Source: RefSeq, a predicted model, not a curated record